Molecule: messenger RNA, 258 nt
Organism: Ostertagia ostertagi
Lineage: Eukaryota; Metazoa; Nematoda; Chromadorea; Rhabditida; Trichostrongylidae
Source: the annotation of a GenBank genome assembly
AUGCCUUUCUAUCCGGUUUGCAAUAGAAGAGGAGACGUCUUUUACUCGCCUUGUCAAGCCGGUUGUCCUUUGAGCGGAGCCAAUUUCAGUAUCUACACAAAGAUGGAGAAAGGGAUGCCACUGACCUUCACGGAGUGCGAAUGUUCUGGAACUCGUGACCUAGCCGUUAGCAGGGAUUACUGUCCUACCGGUUUGGUUUUAGUUGAACACUUUGUUAUAUAUCACUUUUGGGUUGUGGAGCUAUGGGGGCAGUUCGGU